This is a messenger RNA of Elephantulus edwardii (Cape elephant shrew), 1917 nucleotides long. RefSeq names its product solute carrier family 5 (sodium/iodide cotransporter), member 5 (gene SLC5A5). Gene Ontology annotation, molecular function: structural constituent of ribosome; symporter activity. The record is from RefSeq and is a predicted model, not a curated record. The transcript is spliced from 14 exons. Gene Ontology annotation, cellular component: ribosome; membrane. NCBI's taxonomy places the organism in Eukaryota, Metazoa, Chordata, Mammalia, Macroscelidea, Macroscelididae. The coding region runs from base 1 to 1917 and encodes 638 amino acids. Gene Ontology annotation, biological process: sodium ion transport; iodide transmembrane transport; translation.
AUGGCAGGCGCACAGGCCACCUUCGGGGCCUGGGACUACGGGGUCUUCGCGCUCAUGCUGCUGGUGUCCACGGGCAUCGGGCUGGGGGUUGGGCUGGCACGCGGCGGGCAGCGCAGCGCCGAGGACUUCUUCACGGGCGGCCGCAGCCUGUCGGCCCUGCCCGUGGGCCUGUCGCUGGCGGCCAGUUUCAUGUCAGCGGUGCAGGUGCUGGGCGUGCCGGCCGAGGCCUCCCGUUACGGCCUCAAGUUCUUGUGGAUGUGCCUGGGCCAGCUGCUCAACCUGCUACUCACCACCACACUCUUCCUGCCCGUCUUCUACCGCCUGGGCCUCACCAGCACCUACCAGUAUCUGGAGAUGCGCUUCUGCCGCGCGGUGCGGCUCUGCGGAACCAUCCAGUACCUCGUGGCCACAAUGCUGUACACCGGCAUCGUGAUCUACGCCCCUGCACUCAUCCUUAAUCAAGUGACGGGACUGGAUAUUUGGGCGUCCCUUCUGUCCACCGGGAUCAUCUGCACUGUCUACACUACUGUGGGAGGCAUGAAGGCUGUGGUCUGGACCGAUGUAUUCCAAGUUCUGGUGAUGCUAAUGGGUUUCUGGGUGGUCUUGGCCCGUGGUACUAUGAUCGUGGGUGGACCCCAGCGUGUGAUUGAGCUCGCCCAGAACAAUUCCCGGAUCAACCUGAUGGACUUUAACCCUGACCCACGGAGCCGCUACACUUUCUGGACUUUCGUGGUGGGGGGCACGCUGGUGUGGCUCUCUAUGUACGGAGUGAACCAGGCGCAGGUGCAGCGCUAUGUGGCCUGCCGCACAGAGAAGCAGGCCAAGCUGGCCCUGAUCAUCAACCAGCUGGGCCUCUUCCUGAUCGUGGGCAGUGCUGCAGGCUGUGGCAUCGUCAUGUUCACACUCUACAUUGACUGUGACCCUCUCCUCACAGGUCGCAUCUCUGCCCCUGACCAGUACAUGCCCCUGCUGGUGUUGGACAUCUUUGAGGACCUGCCUGGCAUCCCAGGGCUCUUCCUGGCCUGUGCCUACAGUGGUACCCUCAGCACCGCGUCCACCAGCAUCAAUGCCAUGGCUGCUGUCACAGUGGAGGACCUCAUUAAGCCUCGAAUGCCAAGCCUGACACCCCGGAAGCUUGUGAUCAUUUCCAAGGGACUCUCUCUCAUCUACGGCUUGGCCUGUCUGACUGUGGCAGCUCUGUCCUCGCUGCUGGGGGGCGGUGUCCUUCAGGGCUCCUUCACCGUCAUGGGCGUCAUCAGCGGGCCCCUCUUGGGUGCCUUCAUCCUGGGAAUGUUUCUCCCUGCCUGUAACACUGUGGGAGUGCUCUCGGGGCUCUGCGUGGGCGUGGCGCUGUCGCUGUGGGUGGCUGUGGGCUCCACCCUGUACCCGCCCAGCGAGCAGACCAUGGGGGUCCUGCCCACCUCGGCUGCGGGCUGCCCGAUGUCGCCCACCAACGCCUCUGACCUCCUGAGUCCACUGCUCGCCUCCAACACUUCCAGCCGGAACCCCAGGCCCCAGAAUGCACGAUCGGAGCGAGGUGAGGAGCACGCACUCUCAAGUUCUAGUUUACACAGCGUCGACAACUCUGCUGCAGAGAUGGUCAACAUACCCAAAACCCAAAGGACUUUCUGUAAGAAGUGUGGCAAGCAUCAACCGCACAAAGUGACCCAGUACAAGAAGGGAAAGGAUUCCCUGUACUCUCAAGGCAAGAGGCGCUACUAUCGGAAGCAGAGUGGCUAUGGCGGGCAGACAAAGCCCAUUUUCGGGAAGAAGGCCAAAACCACAAAGAAGAUUGUGCUGAGGCUUGAAUGUGUUGAGCCUAACUGCAGGUCCAAGAGGAUGCUAGCCAUUAAGAGAUGCAAGCAUUUUGAACUGGGAGGCAAUAAGAAGAGAAAGGGCCAAGUGAUCCAGUUCUAA